CCCAGAUACCGAUCACUAUUUAAACGGGCUGAUGCAACGACUUUUAGUCUAAAACAGUCAGCACGAUUAACAAGUUGGGGUCACAUUAUAUAACCACGGAUUUUGGAUCCAUACAGUGUCCAAAAUAUAUUGCAUCACCAUUGGUAGAAGAGGAUCGCAGUUCAAUUAAACUGUGGUGCACGGUGGCUGGGUCUGACAUGAUGCCCGGCCAGAUCCCUGACCCCUCCCUGACGGCUGGAUCCUUGCCGAGCCUUGGUCCGCUGGCGGGCAUCUCUGCCACAACACUCACCGAUCAGCUCAAACUGGCACAGGAUUUCCGGAACCUGGGUGCCAUGUUGUCGCCUCUGCACUUCCUGGGACGGCUAGGCAAGAGGCCACUUACUGCUAUUAAGGGAGAGAUGGACGAGGAUGAGGAGAGGCGGAAACGUAGGAGGGACAAAAAUAAAGUGGCAGCAGCACGAUGUCGGAACAAGAAGAAGGAGAGAACGGACUUCCUUCAAAGGGAGUCGGAGCGCCUGGAGGUGGUGAAUUCUGAGCUGAAGGCCCAGAUAGAAGAACUGAGGAUGGAGAGGCAGCAGCUGAUGGUGAUGCUGAACCUCCACCGUCCCACCUGCAUCGUGCGCACCGACAGCGUCAAGACGCCCGAGAGCGAGGCCGACCCUCUGCUCGAACACUUGGCAGCUGAAAAACUGUCCGCCUCCAAGUGAAAACACGGACGGAAAGUUAAACCAAAAUGUGGGCAGGAAGGUUACCGCCAAAAAAAACAACUGUCCUCACCAUGAAUAGUGGACAUUUUGAACAAUUUAAAAACGCUGCAGUUUUUCUGUUGAGCACUGAGCUGGAGACUUUUGGAGACUCUUGACCCUCUCUGAGAACCUGUUAGGGUUCAUCUCUAACGCCUCAGAAGCUGAGGGAAGGAACUGUAGCAGAAGCCAUGUUAUCUCUGCAUCAUGAACCCAGUCAGUGCCUCGGUUACCUUACUGCAGCCAACCAGCCUUAAAAUACUGGACAGAGGAAGAAACUAUGCAACCAUGACAUGAGGUCAAGGAGGAAACACUAAGAUCAGUCGUUACGGUGCUUUUUACUGGUACUGAGACAAACCAAGGCCUUGUUGUUUUGAUAUCCUGAACAUGUAUAUGAUUCGCUGGGGUCAAGGCACCUGGUGCCGCCAACGUACUGUACACCGUGUUGAAACAUGUCGGUCGACUGGUAAUCUAGGAUCUGUCUAUUACAUGCAUUCAAUGUAUACCAAGUUGGAACAUCAAUUUUUGUAUUUUAUAUUAUAUAUUUUUUUUAUAUACUCUGCCCUGACGAUGGCAGCAUCCGGUUGAUCCGACAUGUGGUGACGCUGGCGUCAAAAAUAAAAGCACAUAUAAUCUUUAUGAAAUGUUUACACUCCUGUUAUAAAUGGACUUGUUACUGCAAGGUCUUUUUUUAUUUGUUUUGUACCGCUUUAUAUAUGAAUGACAUUAUGCCCUGUUUGUUGUAAUCACUUGAGGUGAUUUUGAGUUUUACAUCUCAGUCAGUCUGUCAAGUUCGAUUGUUCAAAAAUAAUAUUGCGCUGAGGAAAUAAAACAAUAUUUCUCUACAGCUGAGCAAUAUCUCCCAAUGACUUCAUAUUUCACAUACUGGACCAACCUUUACACAUUUCAUUCUAAACCUUUGAGCAUAGUUAUGCCCCAAAAAUUAUAGAUGUACCAGACAUUUGUUGAUGAAUGUAUUUGGCAUUGCUCAGGUAUUUGAGGAUGUUGCAUUGAAGCCAGAAAAUUCAGGAAGAGAACUGUGAUA
Esox lucius (northern pike) is the source of this 1788-nucleotide messenger RNA. RefSeq names its product Jun dimerization protein 2b (gene jdp2b). Bases 198 to 707 code for a protein of 169 amino acids. Gene Ontology annotation, biological process: regulation of transcription by RNA polymerase II. Gene Ontology annotation, molecular function: RNA polymerase II cis-regulatory region sequence-specific DNA binding; DNA-binding transcription factor activity, RNA polymerase II-specific. Lineage: Eukaryota; Metazoa; Chordata; Actinopteri; Esociformes; Esocidae. The record is from RefSeq and is a predicted model, not a curated record. Gene Ontology annotation, cellular component: nucleus. The transcript is spliced from 5 exons.